Lathyrus oleraceus (garden pea) is the source of this 663-nucleotide messenger RNA. Its product is annotated as transcription factor bHLH146. The transcript has a single exon. Lineage: Eukaryota; Viridiplantae; Streptophyta; Magnoliopsida; Fabales; Fabaceae. The coding region runs from base 76 to 519 and encodes 147 amino acids. Gene Ontology annotation, biological process: regulation of DNA-templated transcription. The record is from RefSeq and is a predicted model, not a curated record.
ACAUUUCUCAUAAAUCUUCUCUUCUCUAUUCUCUAUUCCCUCUAUCACAACUCAUAAAUUUAUUAUAUUAAAUUAAUGGAGGCUCAAGAACACAAUAAACGUAGACGUGUUGUUUACUCUAUCGAACCAAACAAAAUAGUGCAAACUAUAUUUGCUAGAAAAUAUUUAAGUUAUUUAGUUCCGGCGUUGAUGAAGAUAAAGGAAAACCCUAGUUCUGGAAAAGAUAACAGCAGUUAUGUUAAGUAUGAAGUGGACAUGGCAAUGGUUUUAUCAGCUCAAGGUUCUGCAUGGAGUAAUGGUCUUAAACUCAAGCUUCAAAAGGAUCAUGUUAAUGAUAAGAGUAGUAGCAUAGUUGAGAGUGAGAAUGAAGAUGAGGAAAAGAUGAAGAAUUUGAUAAAGUUGAUACCUGGUGGUGAAGAGAUUUGUGAUGAACAAGUUGUUAAUGAAGUGGAAAGUUAUAUAAGAUGUUUGCAAAUGCAGGUGAAUGUUCUUCAAUGUCUAUUGGAAGAGAUGUGUUGAUUGAUUUUUUAUAUAUCUUAGUUUUUGGAUUUUAAUUUCUACAAACUAUGUUAAAUUCAAGAUAUGAUGUUGUUUAAGACACUUUAUACUAUACUUUUUUGUACCUAUAUCAAGGAAAAGUAGUUAUUUAAUCAAUUAAUUAUU